AUGGCUACGGCAUACAAGGGUCCAAAACGUAUAGACUACCCCCAAUUUACCAUUACAACACUGAAUGAAAUGCAUCAGUUCGACCUACUCUAUAUGCCACAUGACAAGCUAUAUGGGAACACCUACAAAUACAUAUUAACAGGCAUCGAUGUAGCCUCAAGAUAUAAGGUAGCAAGACCACUAAGAACGAAGAGAGCUAGUGAGGUCGCCGACAAGAUCAAAGAUGUUUGCAAGGCAGGACCAUUACACUACCCUAAAACCCUCCAAAGCGACAAUGGUUCCAAAUUCAAAUCGGAUGUAACCAAGCUCCUGGAGGAUAAGGGGGUUGAAAUUAGACGGGUCACUACCAAUACCACCACACAUUUAAAGCCUUUGUGGAAAGCUACAACAGGGUCCUUGCAGAACGACUAUUCAAGCCCCAGGAUGCCCAAGAUGAAGGGUAUCAACAAUAUCAAGACUGCCAUGAUUGCCAUGAAACCCAAUAAAGCGAUCAAACUGGAUGAGGUAUCGCUCACGAAAAGUGAGGAAUAUCCCGAAGAGAAACCCCUGCCUGGGGAUGGAUUGUACUUGAAUCUGCUGCAACCCGGAGAAGAGCACGGUGAUUCGAGACGACGUGCAACCGAUGCUUGGUGGAGUAGGAAAAUGUAUAGGUUGGACCAUAUGGUAAAAGGCAGCCGUACUAUAUACUAUUUAAAGGAUGGUCCCGAAAGGAGCUAUGUUUUGGAGGAGUUGAUGCUCAUUCCUGAAGUUGUGGAAGUGCCUCCAGAGCAUGUUAAAGAGUGGUAG
Messenger RNA from Hydractinia symbiolongicarpus, 786 nucleotides. RefSeq lists its product as uncharacterized. NCBI's taxonomy places the organism in Eukaryota, Metazoa, Cnidaria, Hydrozoa, Anthoathecata, Hydractiniidae. Gene Ontology annotation, biological process: DNA integration. The coding region runs from base 1 to 786 and encodes 261 amino acids. The record is from RefSeq and is a predicted model, not a curated record. Gene Ontology annotation, molecular function: nucleic acid binding. The transcript has 2 exons.